Messenger RNA from Dreissena polymorpha, 1940 nucleotides. RefSeq lists its product as uncharacterized. The transcript has 8 exons. NCBI's taxonomy places the organism in Eukaryota, Metazoa, Mollusca, Bivalvia, Myida, Dreissenidae. The record is from RefSeq and is a predicted model, not a curated record. The coding region runs from base 364 to 1197 and encodes 277 amino acids.
AGAUCAAGAAGUCAUUUCGGCGCUUAUAUAUUUCAGUUUUGUUUUUGAACUUGCAAUAGCUAUCUUUUAAUUGUGAUUUGGUGUAUUUCGACGUUGUAAAGUGUAUAAUUCAAAGUGGCAUUCAUUUUCGCGACCAAGUCCUAGUAACUCGAUGUGCCCAAGACAGGAGAAAAGUGAACCGUAUUGCUGGGGACUCCAAUGCUCAUCGGAUUAAGGAUAUUCUUCCUGAUGAUAUAGCUGUCAAAUGCCUGCCAAUCUCUGAUGAGAAUAUGUAAUGACAAUGACAUUCGCCAACUCUGUUUUCAAAGGUGCCAAAUUUUCUUGUGAUCGUUUUUCCAUGCAUUGUUGAGAGACUUGCGGAAGAUGGAUGUUCAACAGCUGUAUCUUCAUCUAGGCUCAAAUGACAUUCUUACGAAUGAAGCGGUGUUUUACCGAGUUGUAGCUGACUUGUGCGAUUUGGUGCAUCAGGAGGCGCACAAUCGGUGUCCAGAAUGCAGGGUUGUUUGCUCCAACGAAGACGCUUUGCUGAGCCACUUCUGCAGUCGCCACAUCAAGCAACCAGAGACUGGAAAAGAGAGUAAAAUUAAGCUGAUAGGCUCACCAAUGAUUGCAUCUGCUAAUCAUGAACUCAACGAAGUCAGCUCAAGGAAGUGGAAGGCAUGCUUGGAAAAUAGAAGUUUCCAUUAUGAAGGAACAUACAAACAUUUCCCACCCACCAUGUGGAUCAAGAUGUUUGGGCUGAUGAUUCUGGGUCGUAUGUGUGGACAAGGUGGUCUUCAUAACAUCAUGAUGCAGCUGUGUAUUCAACAACAUGUUAACCUGUCCCAGCGGAUGUUGAUGCUCUUAAAUGAUGUUGAGAACAAUCCAGGACCGGAGUAUUCGUGCAAAUGGAUAUCCUGCAAGGAAGACUUCCACUCCAUAGGACAGCAAGAUGCACAUAUCAUCUCUCAUGUGGUUCAAGAGAAAUGCUGUAGAUGGGGAGACUGUACCAAAGUCCUGAGCUUUAAUAGUCUUGAAAUCCAUGAACUUAAACAUCUCUAUGAUGUGAGUUUAGCACUGUGUAUGAACUGGUGUUGCUUCAUUUUCUGCAUAUCUUUAUCUCAAUCUUCUCUAGUUUUGAUGGUCAAAUACAUAUUGUCUGCCAGUUUUUUUCCCCCAAUACUGCCGUUCAUCGUUUGCUUGCAUCAAGAGUUUUAAAAGAAAUUAAAACUCAUUUGUUUAGUUAGAAUCUUAUGAAAGACUUAAAUGGCCAUGUUUAAUACAAUUGUAUAACAACAUAUACGAGCUAAAAAAAUAGUUGGAAUAAUUAAUGUAUAUAUGAACAUAACAAAUUUACUUAAAAUCAUAGGUCUUGUUUUUGUCUGCCACUAUAAGAACCAGAACAUAUUUCGGACAUUCGAGGAUUGACUUGCUGUGUUAGAGGAUCAUCAGGUGAUGGAAGAAACCAGGCUUUUUUCGACUCAAUGUUGAUGAAACCUGAUCGACAUGCUCAUCUUGGUUGAGUAAGCCUGGGUUGAGUGUGUCCAAAAAGUAGGUAACCUGGUGAAAUCUUAGGAAAACAUUGUAACCAGAUCCAGGUUUAUUUGACUGACAGACCGAUGGACAGUGGGUCAACCGUAAAUCCCUUCAUGUGAAAACGGUAGGGACAAAAUAAAUAUCACAUUGCUCUUCUGAGUUCAUUUGUAAACCAAGUUUUAUCACAAAAUUAAAAUGGUCAAUGUAUUAUUUUGUGUAUUUAAAAAUUAUGUGAAUAUUAAGUUUCAUGAAAUCUUACUGAGUUUUCUCAAUUUUAGCUACUAUUCGGACAUGGACUGACGGACAAAUGGGCAACAAUGUCGCAAUUUGUAUACCAAGUUUUAUAAGAAUUGUUUCAUAAAAGUAACCAAUGUGUCUGUUCUAUGUCAAGGUAACUACUAGGAUGAAAUACACAAAAAGAUUUU